Molecule: messenger RNA, 3504 nt
Organism: Bombyx mori (domestic silkworm)
Lineage: Eukaryota; Metazoa; Arthropoda; Insecta; Lepidoptera; Bombycidae
Gene: Moca-cyp
Product: peptidyl-prolyl cis-trans isomerase G
Exons: 18
Coding region: 179-2170 (663 amino acids)
Biological process (GO): protein peptidyl-prolyl isomerization
Molecular function (GO): peptidyl-prolyl cis-trans isomerase activity
Source: RefSeq, a predicted model, not a curated record
AGAGUGUAUAAUCUAUGAUCAUAGAUUAAACACUCAAUGUGCCAUAAGCCAUUGGUUAAAUUUAAUGCAACAUACAUACGUUUAAUCAAUUCGGCAUUGUUUAUAGUGUUCAUACAAUUAAUUUUCAUAAAAUUAACUUUCUGUGAAUUUGUGAAGACCUUUAAAGUGGAUUUUAAUCAUGACGGUAGACGGUGAGGAUAAGAAACCGAGAGAUCGUGUGUUCAUGGAUAUUUCGAUCGGCGGUAUGCCAUCCGGUCGAAUAGUGUUCGAGCUGUUCAAUGAGGUGGCUCCGAAGACCGCGGAGAACUUCCGGGCUUUAUGCACUGGAGAGAUGGGCAUUGGAAAAAAUACUGGCAAACCACUCACUUAUAAGGGCAUGGUGUUUCAUAGAGUAGUCAAAGACUUCAUGAUACAAGGAGGAGAUUUCACAAAUGCCAAUGGAACUGGAGGAGAGUCUAUUUACGGUGGUACUUUUGAAGAUGAGACAUUUGAGCUGAAACAUGAUAGGCCAUUGUUAUUGUCAAUGGCAAACAGAGGAAAGGAUACCAAUGGGUCACAGUUUUUUAUAACAACACAGCCGGCGCCGCAUCUCGACAAUGUGCACGUAGUGUUCGGGUCGGUGGUGGGGGGCGCGGCGCUGGUGCGGCAGCUGGAGGCGCUGUCCGUGGACCGCAACGCGCGCCCGCUGCAGGACGUGCUCGUCGUCAACUGCGGAGAGCUCGUCAAGAUCAAGACCGUAAAAAAGCGAAAACAAGAGAUGGAAAAAGACGAGAGCGAAGCCGAGUCUGACCCGUCGCAGAAGAAAGAUAAGAAGAAGAAAAAAGAAAAAAAGGAGAAAAAGAAAGAAAAAAAGAGCAGGGAGGAGCCCGGCCACCCGCUGGCGCUCAGCACGCCGCUCGACCCGCGCGAGAUCCCCGCCGUGCCCCCGCACAGCUUCCUGCUGCGGCCCGAGGGCGCCACCCGCCGCGACCCCGCCCGCGACCCCGCUCGGGACAGAGGCCGGUACCGCGAGAGGGACCGGAACGUGUACACCCGCAGCGGGAGGAUCAUCAAGGGGAGAGGAGUCUUUCGGUACCGCACGCCGUCCCGCUCCCGCUCCCGCUCCCGCUCGCGCUCGGGCACGCCGCCGCACUGGCGCCAGGCGCAGCGCCGCAUCAUCAAGCUGUCCGAGUUCGAGCGCGCCGAGGGGGAGCGAGCCCAGCGCGAGCAGCGCGCGGCGCGCCGGGAGCGGCCCGCCCGCGCCGACACCGAGGAGGGCGGCACCCCCGAGCGCCCCGCCCCCCACCCCGCGCCCCACCCCGCGCCCCACCCCGCGCCCAAGGGAGGAGCCGCCGACGCGAGCGGCGAGCGCGUGGACUACAACGCGCUGGACUUCGAAGCGGACACCGAGCACGACGAUGAACAUAACUUCCGGAAACGCAAAAAUGAAGGCUCCCCGACGAGGACGUCCUCCCGGGCAGAGAAACUCGCCCUGGCGCUCGGAGUCAACCCCAAGCACGGGGAGGACAGCCGCGACAGCUACCGCCCCCCGCGCGACGCCCGGCGCGACCUCCCCCCGCGCCUCCCCUCCGCCGUGACCCCCGCGCCCCCCGCCGCGCCCCCGGACCCCGCCGCGCCCUACGACCCCGUCACGCUGCUGCGCUACUCGCUGCACAGGGACAGGAAGGCAACCGACACCAGGAAAGAAGAGCUCGAGCGAGCUGAGCGCCGCGACAAGGACGACAAAACUGACCGCCACAAGAGCGACAGAGACGACAAGCAUCGCAAGCGUUCCGAGUCCAGGGGACGCGACCGCAGGCCGAGCGACGCGGACCGGCGCAGGACCCCCGACCGGGAACACAGGGGCCGGGGGGACAGGGACAGGGCGCGGGACCGGAGGCGGCGGUCGCGCUCCGACGACAGGUCCAGCUCCCCCCGACAGCGCCAUCGCAAGAGGUCCAGAGAGGCGCCCGGCUCCGACGCCGCCCGCCCGGACGACAAGCGGAAGGAGGACGAGCGGAACGAGGCGCGCAAGGAGCUCAUGGAGAUCGUCCGUCUCAUCAAGUCUCGACAAAAGAACAGGGAGAACAAGGCGUCCGCAGUGAGUAAAGACAAGGAAGCCGGCGAGUCUUCCGGCUCGGAGCCCGAGGCGUCGCCCCGCGCCCCCGCCCGCGCCCCGCCCCGCGUGUAGCUGCACCAACACGUCACUCUACAUAAAUAUGGCCGAUGCAAUAUACAAAAGUUAUAUCAAUGAGGCGCCAGAUCCUAACACCAAUUCAAUAAAUUCACUGACAAGUAAUCGGUUAAACAAGGUUCCGUAACAAAUGAUCACGUUGCCGGAGCGCCGCCCGCCCGCGCCGCCGCGCAACCUCGCAACCUCAUGUCGCGUCGCGUCGUGCCGCAUCGUGCCGCGUGGUGCUGCGUCGUGCCGCGUCGUGCCGCGUGGUGCCGCAUCGUGCCGCGUGGUGCCGCGUCGUGUCGCGUAAUGCUGCGUCGUGCCGCAUCGUGCCGCGUGGUGCUGCGUCGUGCCGCGUCGUGCCGCGUGGUGCCGCGAGAUGCCGCGUCGUGCCGCGUGGUGCUGCGUCGUGCCGCGUCGUGCUGUCGCGUUAAAUUUUAAAAUAUUUGUUGUUGUUAUGACUCGUCGUUUCACAAUUUUAUCAAUAUACACUUUGUAACUUUACCCGAUUUAAUUACCACUUGGUAAUUAAAUCGUUUUUCCUCGUGCAUUUCAAUCGAAGUUUGCGUGCCAAUUUAUAAGUAUAAUUAUUAUUCACCUAUUUGUUUAACAUAAGCUCCUGCAACCCGGGUAUACCAUAUUUUGGUUAAGUUAAAAAUUGUGCAUGAUAGGUUGGAGUGCGCUGCGGUAAACUUCAGUUCAAAUAAUUUCCCCGUAAAACGAGUGACGUCAUUGUAUAAGACUCCAGUUCCUUCGAGAACAUUGUUUGUUAAUUAAAUCAUUUUAUUAAGUAAUUCGCGUUAAGAAUGCUGUUAAUGAAGUGCUGACCAAUAAACUAAGAACAGCUUUCAAUUUUGUUCAUUUAUCGGUAGGAUUAAACUAAAAUCGUGGUGGAACUCCGAGAGCACGCUUCCGUUUUUUUUAAAUAUCCAUAAUGAAUUCAAAAUAAUGUAUGUUUGUGUUGAAUGUUUUAUGACAAUAGUUAAAGUUAGUUUGGUGACAUUUAAUACAUAGUUCUGUGUGACCUUAGUGUGACUAAUUAUAGAUACAUGCAUGUGUUAACUGAACUCACGCGACAGAAGUGAAACUUCUCUACGAAGGCCGAGCCCCGCGGCGCUCCACAACACACAUUUGCGCGGCACACGAUAGUAAAGCGGAUGUCCCCCCCCCCCGUCUGUACGUGCAGUCGAGAAGUGUCACUUCACAUAGUCCGCGGCGGCGGGGGGAAUGUUCAUGAAAGGUUGAACGGUUGCUCUGUGCUCAGUUUAACAUUGGUGAGUGUCGAGUGUAUCGGAGCGCCCUCCCGCGGAGCUCGCUGUCCUGUUCAAUAAACUUGAUGAACUCUGAAA